AUGCCCUUCUACAAAGCCACCUGCUGCACAGCUCAGGACUUUUACCUGAACGUCUCUGCAGACAGUAGGUUUACAGACCAUAGACCAGACCGGCCUUGGCCUGAAGUCCAGGAACCAGCAGACCCGCCAGCUGAAGAGGAGCCUCGGUUCCCACCAAACUUUGAGUUGAAGCCUCCAGUAACCCCUGACAGUGUCAUAGCCGUCUGCGGAGAGAGCUCUGUCCGAGUGGAGGUCAAGAGAGACCUGCUGGGGAUCGGUAAAUCGGUCCAGGCUGCAGAGGUCACACUAGGAGGAUGUGGUGCCACAAGAGAAGAUCAAGAGGUCCUGGUCUUUGAGUCAGAGCUGCACAGCUGUGGCAGCCAGCUGCUGAUAUCUGAGGACUCAUUCGUCUACAGCUUCACACUGUUCUACACUCCCAGUCCUCUGGGAGACAGUCCCAUCAUCCGAACCCUGGACUUCUCAGUCACCAUCCAGUGUCACUACCAGAGGAAGCACGAUGUGAGCAGCGGAUUGCUCAAGCCGACCUGGACUCCAUUCAGUGGCACCAAAGUUUCCGAAGAAAACCUCCACUUCUCCCUCAGACUCAUGACUGAUGAUGGGAAGUUCCCUCGUCCAUCUGCUCAGUUCCUGCUGGGAGACAAGAUGAAGUUUGAAGCCUCUGUCAAACAGUUUCAUCACAUCCCUCUCAGAGUGACUGUGGACAGCUGUGUGGCGACUGUGGUCCCAAAUGUUGACACUGUCCCUCGAUAUGCCUUCUUGGGAAACAACGGGUGUCUAUUUGACAGUCAACUGACGGGCUCCAGCUCUCAUUUCCUGCCUCGGUCUCAGGAUGACACACUGCAGUUUGAGAUGGAGGCAUUCAGGUUCCAGCAGGACAACAGCGGUCUGAUCUACAUCACCUGCAGUUUGAGAGCCACAGCAGCAACUGCAGCUGUUGAUGCCACAAACAAGGCCUGUUCUUUCUCCAACGGGGGAGGAGAGGACGACUGCUGGCUGGACAACCUCAAAUGGAGGUCAUAG
Stegastes partitus (bicolor damselfish) is the source of this 1020-nucleotide messenger RNA. Its product is annotated as zona pellucida sperm-binding protein 3-like. Gene Ontology annotation, molecular function: acrosin binding. The record is from RefSeq and is a predicted model, not a curated record. The transcript has 9 exons. Bases 1 to 1020 code for a protein of 339 amino acids. Gene Ontology annotation, cellular component: extracellular matrix. Lineage: Eukaryota; Metazoa; Chordata; Actinopteri; Pomacentridae. Gene Ontology annotation, biological process: egg coat formation; binding of sperm to zona pellucida; positive regulation of acrosome reaction.